GCUUCUGUAACCCCUAAGCUUUCUAAUAACAAAGUUUGGGCUCGUAUUCUUUAUCUUCUCUAGAAAUUAUUCUAACAUAGUAGUAUAUCAUUUAUUAUAUGUGUUAUUUAUAACCAAUAAUUGUUAAGUACAAUAUAAGAGAGCAGUGUAGCAGUAGAGUGUUUCAAAAGGCUGGUGAGCAGAGCAGAGUGAGGUGCAUCAUGGGAGUGUAAACAAUCAGCUGAUAGCUGGGACCCAUCGAUUGGAGGCGUUUUGACGGAUUUACAGUGCUAAGGUAGACCUCAGGAGGGGGAUGGCAGAAUCCAGUGGCCUGGGUGAUCCCCUGGACACCUCUGAGCCACACACAUCUGCCAGGGAAGCUGCCUCUCCUCCAGUAAACACUUUAAGUGAGGCCACGCAGCUUGUUGGCAACCCAACACGCAUCAACAAAUCCACGUCCCUUGUGGAGCAAGAAGGCAUUGCCCACUCAGAGGAUCCACUCCCAACCUCCAUGGAUGACUCUGUAAAGGCUCCUGAAGAGCAGACUUCAUCUAGAAAUGUUGCAGGAGCCCAAUUGUCAGGGGAUGCACGGCAGCCUGAUCUCCCUUCGGGCAUAGAACGAUUGUCCAAACCUUCCCCCUCAGAGCACGUCACUGCAUCCAGUCACUCUGGGGAAAACCCAAGUGAGUCAGCAGGUGCUCCUUCCCCUGCAGGCUCCACGUCAUUGCCAGGCCCAUCUCCCAUAUCACAAGGGCAGUCCUCAACACAAACCUCUGCCUCCAGACCUGUUGCCUCCCAGCCAAGACAGACCUCAGCUGCCUCCACCAGCAGUCCAUCAUCCCAAUCCACACCCUCACCAGAGUCCUCCCCUCCACCACAACCACCGCCUGAGCAGCCGCUGCCACCUCAAGCCGAACCCCCCAACACAGGAAACAACAAUGGGCCUAACCGUAAUAACGGACAGAACCGACCGAACAACAACAAUAAUAACAACAAUAACAACAAUGGAGGCCUUGCCAACGUGAGGGAGCGGCUCUUCCAGGCACUGUUUUUCAGACUGGCAGUGGCUUAUGCCCGCGCCUUCCCACAGCCCAUGAGGAGGCUCAUUGAGUUCACAGUUCUACUAAAGGCCUUAACCUCCCUUUUCCUGCUUGUGUACAUUCACCUGGCCUUCACCCGUGCUCCCAUCACUUGCCUGGACCACGUUCGUGACGACUGGCCCAAGGAAGGCAUCCUGCGUGUCGAGGUCAUCAGAAACCCUAGUGAAGAUUACACAGUGCAGCAGAGCUAUGAGAAGGAAGAGCGAGUACAGCAGAGACAGCUAGAGUUCCUGGGAGCUCUCAGCUCGGAUAUUGACAUGCUCUUUGGAGGACGGGAGUCUCUGGUGAUGGAUGGAGUGAGUGGAGUGGUAGACGCCCACACUGAUGGGACAGAGACAGCCACUGAGGAGGGGGAACAGAAGGAAGAAGAUUAUGAAAAAAACACACCAGAAACAGAUGACCAGCAAGAGGCUCAGUUGGAGUUGGAAGAGGAGGAGGAUGGCCAUCAUGAUGCUGAGGUAGAAAAUCCAGUUGUCACUUCAGAAAACAGCACAAAUGCACAAGAACAGUUUAAUGUCCCAGAGGUCAAGCCUGAAGAGGAAGUAGCUGAGCUAGUAGAUGAUGAUAAUAAUAAUGAUAAUAAUAACAACAAUAAUAAUAAUAAUGAAGACACAUACAAUGCCAGCCUGAGUGAGGAGACCAGUCCACCACUCCAGGAAGACUCUCCUUUACCCAAGAAGGAGCCACUAGAAAUGUUAGCUAAAGCAGUGUGGCCUGAGGAUGAAUACAUAGUAGAGUACUCCCUGGAGUAUGGGUUCCUGCGCCUCUCCCCUGCCACACGACAGAAACUCAACAUUCCUGUCAAGAUUGUCACACUUGAUCCCUUGAAGGAUGCCUGCUUUGGGGAUUCCCUCUCCCGCUUCAUCCUGGAUGAGUUCCUGGGCUAUGAUGACAUCCUGAUGGGCUCCAUCAAGAGUCUUGCUGAAAAGGAGGAAAACAAAGGUUAUCUUCGGAAUGUGGUCACUGGUGAACACUACCGCUUCGUCAGCAUGUGGAUGGGCGGCAGCAACUACCUGGCAGCAGCAUUUGUGAUGAUUGUGUUCACCUUGAGUGUGUCAAUGCUCCUGCGCUACUCACACCACCAGAUCUUUCUCUUCAUUGUUGAUCUCCUGCAGAUGCUGGAGCUGAAUGUAGCCAUCACCUUCCCUGCUGCCCCCAUGCUUACUGUCAUUCUGGCUCUCGUGGGCAUGGAAGCAAUCAUGUCAGAGUUCUUCAACGAUACCUCAACGGCCUUUUACAUCAUUGUGCUGGUGUGGGUGUGUGACCAGUACGAAGCCAUCUGCUGCCACACCGCCAUCACUCGCAGACAUUGGCUGCGGUUCUUCUACCUUUACCACUUCGCAUUCUAUGCCUACCAUUACCGCUUCAAUGGACAGUACUCUUGGCUCGCCCUCAUGACCUCCUGGCUCUUCAUUCUGCACUCCAUGCUGUAUUUCUUCCACCACUACGAGCUGCCAGCCAUCCUGCAGCAGGCACAGAUCCAGCAGUUGGGACGAGUGCACACUGUCAACAUUGUCCUUCGUAAUGUUCCAAACAACAACAACAACAACAACCAGAACACAGCCAAUAAUCCAGGGAAUGCUGGGGGUGGUGAGAACGCUGCAGACGACAGAGGCGGGGCAAAUCCCGGGGCUGCAGGAGCUCGGCCCGGAGGAGGAGCGGCACGGCCCAAUAUGCUCCCAAUGGUGAACUUGGUUUUCCGCAACAUGGCGGCAGGCAUGGGAAACAACAGGAAUGGAAAUACUUCCCUGAGCUUUGUUUUCAGAAAUGUAAGGAAUAUUGUCCAGAGUCUCCAUCAGAAUAAUACAUCAUCUACAACAGCAACCAAUGUUACAACUACCACCACUACAACCACUUCUCAGAGCAACACCACCACCAAUGUGACAGUCUCCAAUUCUUCUACCUCUCAUGGGAGCAUCACAUCUGAUCAGAUGCCAUCAGUCUCAAGAGUUUUGCAGGCCGGUGCAUCUUCAUCAACAGUGGAAUCAGCACCAACACACAGUGGCUCACUGUCAUCAGUGCAAUCAACAUCUACUUCAGUAGCUUCAGAUUGUGGUGUUGCUGCAAGUUCACAUAAUGUUGCCAACACCAAUCUACUCUCUACCUCAAGUAAGAAAAAUAAUAGGGUUUUGACACCUGAAUUUUCAUCUCAACCAAUGUCAGAUAUUUCUUCUGAACCUUCUAGUAGUAGUCAUUAUGCUUCUUCCAGUUCAUUCUUGCAUAAUCAAAGGCCUUCAGAGAGUAAUGCCUCUCCUCCCCAGGUCAGUAGUCAAGGUUCACCAGAUUACAUGGCAGUGCCAGUGGGGAUGCCAAAACAUUUGUUAAACUCUGAAGAUCAUGAUCGAGUACAAUACUCCAAAUCAUCAGAGUCCAGUGAGAAGUCUUUAAAUAAUCACUACAGUGAGACUCGAAAUAGUGGUAAAUCCACAAGAGAGCCUCAUAAUAACACCUGGUCUUAUGUGGAGGACUCCACGAGUUAUGAUGUACUUCGACCUCCAGAACAGGCGGCAAGGCAAACCUUGGCCCACCAUCAUGUAGAUGAUAGCAGUAGUGAUUAGGAAAGACUUAAUCCAGCCUUUUUACAGAACAUUAUUUUGUUAAUAAGGGAAAUAAUAUAUUUGUUUCCAUGUUUUUAACAUAUGAAAUAUUUUCUAUUGCUUAUAUUUAUUGGAAAUCUGUUGGUGUUGGAUACUGCUCUUGCGUUUCAGUUGUAGUGUUAGACAACGUGCACAGUAGAGGAAUUCCAGACUGGCAGUUAUGAUUUGUUUCCUCUCAAGCUGAGAAUCUAUGCUCACAAUGUGCCAUUGUUACAAGGCUGCCUUUAAUGAUACUUGUGAUAGAUGAGAGUUGGUUGAACAUCACAAAGACCUGAGUUAAGGGGAGAGUUUGACCAAAAAGAAAUGGCUGCUUCAGAUCUGACUACCAGUUAGUAGUAAUGCUCAUUUCUGCAUUUUGUGAAGGCAAAGCUGAGGUGGCUAAUUGUACUAAUAAAAAUGUCUGCCCUUUCACUUUAGACUGUACUGAAAAGUGACUGUACUGAAAAGUGACUUUAUUACUACUUUGUUUGGUAAUCUUAAUGUUGUUCAAUGCAGUUUAUUGUGCAAUGUUCAUCACUGUAAAGAAAUAUCAUGAAGAGGGUGUAAUAACUUCACCCUGAUUGUAGUGGCAAUACUGACAUACUUAAUAAAUUGCCCAUGGCAAGUUCCAUCCUUGUAAUGGGGAACACUUAGUGCCCAUUUAUACCAACUGAAAUGAACCUUAAUUUACAAACAGUGGGAAAAGUUUCUAUCAUAAUUUAAAUAUUUUAAAGCUUAUCUUUAUUUAACACAACAUACUUGAGUAUUGUGAAAAUUGUAAAUUACUGUGAGAAUGACAAAAUAUUUUAUUAGAAAUCUUGUGUAAUUAAUGAAAAUUGCAAAGAAAACUAUAGCCAAUUAAUUUUUUUACUGGAUAAUUAAUGAAAAAUAUUUGGAAAAUUUAUGAAAUUCCCACAACAGGUGUGGAUACCAAAUAAUAGUUUUGACCAUGUUCAAACUCUCCUCAAAGUGAUAUACAUACAAAUUUAACAUUAAGAAUAUUUUUCUUAAUUGGAUAACACUUGGUGAUAUCAAGGGGUAAUUUUCUAUAAUUUAUGACGCUUCUGUUAAUUUAGAGAGAAAAUUUAUAUGCAAUUCUGUUGAUAGAUUUUGGCAGAUAUGCAAUAAAAUUAUAAAAGUCA
Molecule: messenger RNA, 4797 nt
Organism: Scylla paramamosain (green mud crab)
Lineage: Eukaryota; Metazoa; Arthropoda; Malacostraca; Decapoda; Portunidae
Exons: 13
Coding region: 293-3637 (1114 amino acids)
Biological process (GO): response to endoplasmic reticulum stress; positive regulation of ERAD pathway
Cellular component (GO): endoplasmic reticulum
Source: RefSeq, a predicted model, not a curated record